Ixodes scapularis (black-legged tick) is the source of this 2519-nucleotide messenger RNA. RefSeq names its product general transcription and DNA repair factor IIH helicase subunit XPD. Lineage: Eukaryota; Metazoa; Arthropoda; Arachnida; Ixodida; Ixodidae. Gene Ontology annotation, biological process: transcription by RNA polymerase II; positive regulation of mitotic recombination; nucleotide-excision repair. The record is from RefSeq and is a predicted model, not a curated record. Gene Ontology annotation, cellular component: nucleus. Gene Ontology annotation, molecular function: DNA helicase activity; ATP binding; hydrolase activity, acting on acid anhydrides, in phosphorus-containing anhydrides.
UUUAUGCACAUGGUGUCUCAAUCGGUGAGAUCGUUGGAGCCGCGUUGCCGGUGUAUUGGUUUUUACAGUUUUUCGUCGUGAAAGUCGGGCUUUGCAGGUUUUACAGAGCAGGCGAUUUCAAGCUGAGCUGGUCGCUGUAAGCGUGCGCUCGCCCAACAACCAAAAUGAGGAUCGACGUGGACGGCCUUACGGUGUUCUUCCCUUACGAAUACAUCUACCCGGAACAGUAUUCCUACAUGCUGGAACUGAAACAGUGCCUCGAUGCAAAGGGUCAUGGAGUUCUUGAGAUGCCUUCGGGAACUGGAAAGACCGUCACCCUGUUGUCUCUCAUCUUAUCCUAUAUAAAGGCCAAUCCAGCCAUGGUGUCCAAGCUGAUUUAUUGCUCCCGUACAUUGCCGGAGAUUGAAAAGGUGGUGGAGGAGCUGCGUCGCUUGCUGAAGCACUACCACAAGGAGACCGGAGAGGACAUGAACGUCCUGGGUCUGUGCCUGUCUUCCAGGAAGAACCUCUGCAUUCACCCCGAGGUGAGCAAGGAGCGGGACGGUCACGUGGUGGACGGGAAAUGCUACUUACUGACGGCACCGUACAAGCGGGGACUCUCGGGCGACUCUGCGGACGGACCGGCCUCACAGGCGGCUUCUUGUACCUUCUACGAGAACUUCGACGCCCACGGCCGGGAGUUCAUCCUGCCCACUGGAGUGUACAGCCUCGACGACCUGAAGGAGUACGGCAUGGAGCACCAGUACUGCCCCUACUUCACUGCGAGGCAGGCGGUGCUUCACGCCACCGUGGUGGUCUACAGCUAUCACUACCUGCUGGACCCCAAGAUCGCCGACCUGGUCUCGAAAGAGAUGACGCGUUCCUCUGUUGUGAUCUUUGACGAGGCACACAACAUCGACAAUGUAUGCAUCGAGUCCAUGAGCGUCCGGAUCAACAAAAGGACCAUCGAUGGCAGCAGUGAAAACAUCGACACCCUCGAACAGACAAUCAAAGAGCUGAAAGAACAGGAUGCGGAGAAACUGAAGGAUGAGUACGAGCGAUUGGUGGAAGGGCUGCGAGACGCCAACGUGGCCAGGGAAACCGACGCCAUCCUCGCCAAUCCCAUUCUGCCUGACGAAGUGCUACAAGAGGCCGUUCCCGGCAACAUUCGUCUGGCAGAGCACUUCGUGGCCUUCCUGCGUCGUCUGCUCGAGUACGUCAAGAUGCGGCUGCGGGUGCAGCACGUUGUUCAAGAGAGCCCCGCAGCUUUCCUCAGGGACAUCCUGCACAAGGGUAUGCAUAGAGCGCAAGCCCCUGCGCUUCUGCUCGGAAAGAAUGCGCAGCAUGGUGAAGACGCUGGAGAUUGCCGACCUACCAACUUCUCCGCGGUGAUCAAGCUGUGCAGCUUUGCCACCCUCGUCAGCACGUACACCAAGGGCUUCACGCUGAUCGUCGAGCCCUACGACGAUCGAACCCCGGGGGUACCCAAUCCGGUGCUGAACCUGUCUUGCAUGGAUGCCUCCAUCGCCAUCAAGCCCGUGUUCAACCGCUUUCAGUCGGUCAUCAUCACGUCGGGGACCCUGUCUCCGGUGGACAUGUACCCCAAGAUCUUGGACUUCCGGCCGGUCAUCUCAGCGUCGUUCACCAUCACCCUUGCCAGGCCCAGCAUCUGCCCCAUGAUUGUGAGCAAGGGCAACGACCAGGUGGCCAUGACAUCCAAGUUUGAGACGCGGGACGACAUAGCGGUGGUGCGCAACUACGGCACACUCCUGGUGGAGGUGGCCAGCUCGGUGCCGGACGGCGUCGUCUGCUUCUUCACCUCGUACAUGUACCUGGAAGGGGUGGUGGCCUCCUGGUACGAGCAGGGGGUCAUCGACCAAAUCCAGAGACGCAAGCUGCUCUUCAUCGAGACCCAGGAUGCCGCAGAGACCUCCCUAGCACUCGUAAACUACAUCAAGGCCUGCGAAAACGGGAGAGGAGCCGUUCUGCUCUCAGUUGCCAGGGGCAAAGUCUCUGAAGGGGUUGAUUUCGAUCACCACCUUGGGAGAGCCGUGCUCAUGUUUGGCAUCCCUUUUGUCUACACGCAAAGCAGAAUCCUCAGGGCUCGACUGGAGUACCUGCGGGACCAGUACCAGAUUCGAGAGAAUGACUUCCUCACCUUCGACGCGAUGAGGCACGCCGCGCAGUGCGUCGGAAGGGCCCUGAGGGGGAAGACGGACUACGGCAUUAUGAUCUUUGCCGACAAACGCUUUGCUCGGUGGGACAAGCGCUCCAAGCUUCCCCGCUGGAUCCAGGAGUACCUGAAGGACUCCCUGUGCAACUUGAGCAUUGAGGAGGCCAUGCAGGUGGUGAGGCGCUUCCUCAAGCAGAUGGCGCAGCCCUUCACGCGGGAGGACCAGCUGGGACUCUCGCUGCUGACGGCUGAACAGCUGGAGUCCCAAGACACCAAGAAGAAGCUGGAGAGUCGGAUACAGCUGUAUUAACCGGCCAACCCCCCUUCGACGUGUAAAUAAUACCCUGUACAUAAAAUGCAUCGAUCG